Symbiodinium sp. CCMP2592 is the source of this 2691-nucleotide messenger RNA. Lineage: Eukaryota; Dinophyceae; Suessiales; Symbiodiniaceae. The record is from the annotation of a GenBank genome assembly.
AUGGCGGUGCAGACGGGACAGCAGGAACAGGGUGGCCUCUACAUGCAGAGCGGAAUCCCAUGCUGUGCGCCCUUCGGCAGCUGUGCUUCAGAGGAAGUCGUGGUGUGCACGGGUGGUGGCGAGGUCGAGAAUGUCGAGGGCUUCAUGCAUAUCAUCGAUGAGGAGGAGGAUGUGCCAUUGCUGUCAUGCACACGUGGCCUCGUGACCAUUGCCGACUAUGUCACGGAGCAGCCAGAGGAAGAUGGAGUCGAUGCCUUCCCACUGCCUCACCCUGCGACGUCCUCUAUGCCGCCGGACGGAUUCACCGCUACCGUGGCCACCCAGAGUGUCACGUUCACCGCCGUGGUGCCUGCCGAUGGUUUACCGAUCCUCGUCGAGAUCCAGGACUUCAAGCUGGAGGUGAAAGCACCCCCGGAGUCCCGGCCGGGUGAGCGGGUGACCUUCGACCUGAGCGCACCUCCCAAGUACGAGGUGAAGGUGCCCCCAGGCUUCAGCUCAGGUGGCUUCAUCCGGUACUUGGACAGCCAAGGCAGGUCUCUGCAGUUUCAGAUUCCAGCAGGCAAAGGGCCUGGCGAUUCCUUCACGGUCUUGCCCACAUGCAUGGUCGUGCAUGUGCCACCUUCGGUGCAGGCUGGGGAGUUUCUGGCCUUCAAAGGCCAAGGCCACUGGAAAGAGAGAUGGCUUGCGGUCAUGGUCCCCCACGAGAUCGCACCCGGAGGCCACUUCCCUGUGAGGCUGCCUCCCAAAUGCGACAAGCAGCGGACAGGUACCUUGACAAACAAGGACCUCAUCAACGCCAUCUCCGUCUUUGGCUUCAAGGUGCACCUCAUGGGCUGCUCUUCGAGCACGGUGACUGAAGAGUUUGGUGGCAAGCACUCCGCGCGUGUGGCCGACUGCAGCGUCAACUUCAAGGACGGCCAGGAGAUUUCCUGCGACUUCAAGGAGGGUCUGCUAAGCUUCGAGUCGAUGUCAUGUACGGAGGACUGUGAUAACCACCCCGGGCGGCCGACCAAGGCCACGCACAAAUCGCACAUGGCCCGGCUGGACAAGUACCUGAAGCUGAUUCAGAAAGAUCCCGAACUUCUGAACAAGGACGUCCGAUCCGAGCACUUGAUUCAGGCAGAGCGGAGCUCGCCGGCCAAGUUGCGGAUCCCUUCAGAGAUUCUGCGGGGCAUCGCCAAGCGCUGUCACGGCACACUCGUCGCACCGAAGGCCGAAAAGGCCAUGCACACGCGGCCGGGCCCACAAGGUUGGAGCCAGUGGCCCGUGACGGUCUCAGCGCAAGCCACGGCGACUGCGCCACAAGUUCAGGCGGUGGUGUCACGGAGUCAGGGCCCAGCCGGCCCAGCACCGCCCUUCCCGUGCUUACCAACUAGCUUGAGCAGGCAGCAUUUGCCAGAUCGGGAGCCAGGCUCUUUCACCCCUCCUGCCGGCGUGACCGGCUUCGGCCCUCCGAGCCGUGUCCCCAGCCGCCAGGGGACGCCGCCCUCGACAGCCCGUGCGACAUCUCCCGAGAACCCCACCGCCGUCAUUGUGGCAUCCAAUCAGGGGUUAUCCUUCCCACGAUCGCCGGGCAAAACGCGGACGGGACAAUCGGGUCCUGGGUUGCCCAGUGGCAGCGCAAAGACGACUCCGAAGCCUGCAAAUCGUCAGGUGCUAUCCUUCGUACCCGGGCGCUCGGCGGGCGCUGGAGGCACCUCUCAGCGACAGGCCCAGCACGGAGCGUCCUCGAACCCCUCGGGCGGCUCGGGCGUCUACCUUCCAGGCGACGGCGAGCUCCGGGCCACUCCAGCCGCCCCGACCGCCCCGACCGCCUCGAAGGCGCUCCGCUCCGAGGCACAGAGCGGUGCCGCUCUGCGGGGCGCCUCGGCGGGCCGAGCUGCCAUGGCUCUGGACGCUCGAGCAUCGCCCCGGGUCACCAAUGAGUUCCGGUACUCGCACAGCCUGAUCGACGCGACUGGUCGGUCAGAUGAGGCCUCGCGCCAUUCAGACGAGACCAUACCGGAGGCUGCCUGGCCGGGGCCGGAGCGUUUGCUCCAUGCCACGGAGGAGUCCUUGGAAGACGAGCGUGCACGGCUCCAGCGCGAGCUGCGCAUGCGAGAGGCGCGCUGCAUGGAGCUGCAGGAAAGGCUGGAGGGCCGCGAGCGCAACGUGACCGCCCGCGAGUCCGACCUGGUCUCUCGCGAGAAGCGUGUCGCUGACAGGGAGGCCGACUUGGCGAAGAUGUUCGAUCGGCUCACGGAGCGCGAGGAGCAGCACCGGAAGGAAAGCCAAAGCCGCCUGGCAGAGCUCAGCUCCAAGGAGGAGGGCCUGAAACAGCAGCUUCAGGACGCCCGGAACCGCAACGCCGACCUGCACUGCCGGCAAGCAGACCUGGACCAGCGCGAGGCCAAGCUGCGAGCCGAGGAGGAGCGCUGCCGGGAUCUCAAGCGUGGCCUUGACGAGCGGGAUGCUCGUUGGCACGAGGCUGCGAAGGAUGCCUCGCUGGUGCUGAAACCGCACCUGAAGCAGCGCAUGUCACCCCGCGGCAAAGAGAAUGUCGAGCUGCAGCGACAGCUGGAGGAGCAGCGCGGGCUCAUGCACAAAAUCAAGCGCAAGCAGGACAGCUGGGCAGCCGAAGGCUUGGAGGAAAGCCGUGGCCACCGAGACAGCUUCGGAAGUGAGGAGACGGUCACCGGCCCCAGCUACUGA